This is a messenger RNA of Suricata suricatta (meerkat), 4213 nucleotides long. RefSeq names its product proprotein convertase subtilisin/kexin type 6 (gene PCSK6). Gene Ontology annotation, cellular component: membrane; cell surface. Gene Ontology annotation, biological process: peptide hormone processing. Gene Ontology annotation, molecular function: serine-type endopeptidase activity. The record is from RefSeq and is a predicted model, not a curated record. The coding region runs from base 1 to 2835 and encodes 944 amino acids. The transcript has 24 exons. Lineage: Eukaryota; Metazoa; Chordata; Mammalia; Carnivora; Herpestidae.
AUGGCGCUGCAGGCUGGCCCUGAUGCCCCCAUCCCCCACCACUGCGACAUUGCCUAUUGGCUUGUUCAUUUCUGCCACUGGACCCUGAGCUUCUUGGGUCAGAUCAGCUACACAGGGAGCAAGGGCCAGCAGUGCCCUGCCCUGGAGCCCACUGUGGCUGCUUCAGACCCUCUGGGCCUCUCAUCCCGUAAGAUUCCAGAUCUUCCUGAUGUCCAUGUGCCUAUUGGAAACCUGGAAAACUACUACCAUUUUUAUCACAGCAAAACCUUUAAAAGAUCGACCUUUAGCAGCAGAGGCCCUCAUACCUUCCUCAGGAUGGACCCCCAGGUGAAAUGGCUCCAACAACAAGAAGUGAAACGCAGGGUGAAGAGACAGGUGCGAAGCGACCCUCAGGCCCUCUAUUUCAACGAUCCCAUUUGGUCCAACAUGUGGUACAUGCACUGUGGUGACAAGAGCAGCCGCUGCCGAUCAGAAAUGAACGUCCAGGCAGCAUGGAAGAAGGGCUACACGGGCAAAAACGUGGUGGUCACCAUCCUUGAUGAUGGCAUAGAGAGGAAUCACCCCGACCUAGCCCCGAAUUAUGAUUCCUACGCCAGCUAUGAUGUCAACGGAAAUGAUUAUGACCCAUCCCCACGAUAUGAUGCCAGCAAUGAAAAUAAACACGGCACCCGAUGUGCGGGAGAGGUCGCCGCAUCAGCCAACAACUCGUACUGCAUCGUGGGCAUAGCAUACAACGCAAAAAUAGGAGGCAUCCGCAUGCUGGACGGGGAUGUGACGGAUGUGGUUGAGGCCAAGUCGCUGGGCAUCAGACCCAACUACAUCGACAUUUACAGCGCGAGCUGGGGGCCGGACGACGACGGGAAGACCAUGGACGGGCCUGGCCGGCUGGCUAAACAAGCCUUCGAGUACGGCAUUAAAAAGGGUCGGCAGGGCCUGGGCUCCAUUUUUGUCUGGGCCUCUGGGAAUGGCGGGAGAGAGGGGGACCACUGUUCCUGUGAUGGCUACACCAACAGCAUCUACACCAUCUCCGUGAGCAGCACCACCGAGAACGGGUACAAGCCGUGGUACCUGGAAGAGUGUGCGUCCACCCUGGCCACCACCUACAGCAGCGGGGCGUUCUACGAGCGGAAAAUCGUCACCACGGAUCUGCGACAGCGCUGCACCGACGGCCACACUGGGACCUCGGUUUCAGCCCCCAUGGUGGCCGGCAUCAUCGCUUUGGCUUUAGAAGCAAACAGCCAGUUAACCUGGAGGGACGUCCAGCACCUGCUGGUGAAGACAUCCAGGCCGGCGCACCUGAAAGCGAAUGAUUGGAAAGUCAACGGCGCCGGUCAUAAAGUUAGCCAUCUCUAUGGAUUCGGCUUGGUGGACGCGGAAGCCCUCGUCACAGAGGCGAAGAAGUGGACCGCGGUGCCCUCCCAGCACAUGUGUGUCGCCACCAUGGACAAGAGACCCAGGAGCAUCCCCGUGGUGCAGACGCUUCGGACCACGGCCCUGACCACUGCCUGUGCAGACCACUCAGACCAGCGCGUGGGCUACCUGGAGCACGUGGUGGCUCGCAUCUCUAUUUCCCACCCGCGCAGAGGAGACCUCCAGAUCCACCUCAUUUCUCCCUCGGGAACCAAGUCUCAACUCUUGGCAAAGAGAUUGCUGGAUCAUUCCAAUGAAGGGUUUACCAACUGGGAAUUCAUGACCGUGCACUGCUGGGGAGAACAAGCUGAGGGGGAAUGGACCUUGGAGAUCCAAGACAUGCCGUCCCAGGUCCGCAACCCCGAGAAGCAAGGGAAAUUGAGAGAGUGGAGCCUCGUGUUGUACGGCACAGCGGAGCACCCAUACAACACUUUCAUUUCCCAUCAGUCUCGCUCUCGGAUGCUGGAGCUCUCCACCCCGGAGCUGGAGCCACCCAAGGCCGCCCUGUCACCGCCCCAGGCUGAGCUUCCCGAGGAUGAAGAAGACUACACAGCUCCUUCCACCCACGGCUCUCCUAAUAUCUUACAGACCAGUCUGUGCCAUCCGGAGUGUGGUGACAAGGGCUGUGAUGGCCCCAACGCAGACCAGUGCUUGAACUGUGUCCACUUCAGCCUGGGGAGCACCAAGACCAGCAGGAAGUGCGUGAACACGUGCCCGCUGGGCUACUUUGGGGACACAGCAGCGAGACGCUGUCGCCGAUGCUACAAGGGGUGUGAGACCUGCUCGGGCAGGAGCCCAACCCAGUGCCUCUCCUGCCGACGCGGGUUCUAUCACCACCAGGAGAUGAACACCUGUGUGACAUUCUGUCCUGCUGGAUUUUAUGCCGAUGAAAGUCAGAAAAAUUGCCUUAAAUGCCACCCAAGCUGCAGGAAAUGUGUUGAUGAACCAGAGAAAUGUAUUGUCUGUAAAGAAGGAUUCAGCUUUGCACGGGGCAGCUGCAUUCCAGACUGUGAACCGGGCACCUACUUUGAUUCCGAGCUGAUCAAAUGUGGGGAGUGCCAUCACAGCUGCCAGACCUGCGUGGGGCCCAGCAGAGAAGAAUGUAUUCACUGUGCAGCAAACUUCCACUUCCAAGACUGGAAAUGUGUGCCAGCCUGUGGCGAAGGUUUCUACCCAGAGGAGAUGCCAGGCUUGCCCCACAAAGUGUGCCGAAGGUGUGACGAGAGCUGCCUGAGCUGUGAAGGCUCCAGCAGGAACUGCAGCAAGUGUAAGACGGGCUUCACGCUGCUGGGGACCACGUGCAUCACCAACCACACGUGCAGCAAUGCUGACGAGAUGUUCUGCGAGAUGGUGAAGUCCAACCGGCUCUGUGAACGGAAGCUGUUCAUUCAGUUCUGCUGCCGCACGUGCCUCCUGGCUGGGUAGGGGCACCCAGCUGACUGCAGGGGGCAGGGCCCCUCCUGUCUGUCCGUCCGUUCAGCAGCCUUUCUCCAGAUCGUCAGCCACAGCCUGUCCGGGGGGUGCCCUGCGUCUGACAGCUUUAUCUGCCCAGGAGCAAGGUCCUUCGGCAGCAUCUCUGAGCGCCCCAGCCCGGAUGCGUGGCGGGCCGUCAGGAGUGCUCUGCAAACAGUGACAGCUCUCAAACUCUGCUUGCUGGCUACCCUCUCCUGGCAAACUUAAGACGGGAACAAAAUGAAUUCUGGGAAUCCACAGCUCCAGCUUCAGGGCAGCCUCUGGGACCCUAAGUUUAUGGAAUCUUCAAGACCAAAGCAGAAAGGCAAGAUGCUUGGCUUCACACACCACUCUUCUCCUCGCGCUUUUGUGCAGCCUCACAGUGAAUCGCACCCCCCAGGCCUGGGCCGUCCCCACGCGUGCUGCCCGGCCGAGCGCGCCUACUCCCCCGCCUGCCACAGAGCAGCCUGGGGCCGGUUUGGUCAGACUGUACAUAAAAUAGACUUGGGGGCAUAAAAUAUAUGACCACUGGGGAUGGAGCACCUAUUCCUCCACAGUCAGCUGCUUCUGGAACUGCAGCGGUGGCUUCGAAUGUCCAAUUCCAGAUCCGGGUGGGAAGACCCUUCAUUUCUCUGCCGCACCGUUCUGUAGGUGAGCUGAGCGCCCCGUCGUCGUGUCUCUGGGAGCCUCCUGGUCCGAGGGAUCACCUCCACCUGACGCAGAGCCUCCUGAGGAGGGUCCCCGGGAAGCACCCCAGGGGCCAGCCAAAGGAGCCCCAGUGACGGAGCAAUUCCUCUUGCCAAAAUGUAAACCCAGCCUGUGAACAUUAAUCCUAUCCCCGCCCAUCUCGUGGGAUUGCUUUUGAAAUACACUUGGCCCCUUCUCUUUGGGAGAUUUGUCCUUAAGGGAGACGCUCCUGUGUCUGUGUCCUGUGAGCCUGAUAACACGGUUGGGUUUAUUUCUGCCAAACCUGUGUAGGCAUUUUAUAAGCUACAUGUUCUAAUUUUUACCGAUGUUAAUUAUUUUGACAAAUAUUUCAUAUAUUUUCAUUGAAAUGCACAGAUAUGCUUGAUCAAUUUCCUUUACUAUGGGAGCGACAUUUGCCUUAAAUUUUUUCAAGCUUGUUCUCCAUUUUGUCCUGCUCCCCUCUUUGACUAUAAUGCAUUUGCCUUGUCCCCUGGGAGCUGGGGGAAACCCAGCUGUUGUUUAUUGAAUCCACAACUUCAAAACAGAAAUCCACAGAGCAAAUACAAUGUUAACCCUAAGUUAAUAAAAGAGUUAACAUCCCAUGACCAAGACGCCUGUAUUGCUUUCUAAGACACAACGAUUAAAUGUUGACCAAUGUGUGAAA